UGCUACCCUGCCUGCCCUUCCUUCCAGGGUGUAGUCGACUUCUCGCACUCUAUGGCGGCGCACAAAAAGUGCUGAGCUCCUGCGCAACUCGCCGCAACAAGGUCCGUCUUCACUCGCCCGCAACUUGCGCCCAACUUCCCCGCAACUUUCUCGCCUCUUCCGCCCCCCCCUCUUGGAGCAAGUCAACCGAGUUUGGUUCACUUUGUGCCGCUCGAGUGGCGUUGCGAUCUUGGCGGAGAGUGAGGAGCGCCGAUAUGGCGGCUGCUUCCCCGCGGUGGUCCCCCCUGGCGGUGGUCUUACUGACGGCCGUCGUGACGCUCGGCGUCGGCGUAGGCGCCGCUAUGGAUGAGUGCACGGACGAGCAGGGGGGCGCGCAACGCUGUAUGCCGGAGUUUGUGAACGCCGCGUUCAACGUAACGGUGGUGGCGACCAACACGUGCGGGAGCCCCGCAGAGGAGUACUGCGUCCAGACGGGAGCCACCGGGGUCACCAAGUCGUGCCACAUCUGCGACGCCCGCGACCCUCGCAACCAGCACGGUGCCGCCUACCUCACCGAUUACAACAACCAGCAGGACACCACCUGGUGGCAGAGCCAGACCAUGCUGGCCGGGGUGCAGUACCCCAACGCCAUCAACCUCACCCUGCACCUCGGCAAGGCCUUCGACAUCACGUACGUGCGGCUCAAGUUCCACACCAGCCGUCCCGAGAGCUUCGUCAUCUACAAGCGCAGUGGCGAGGACGGCGCCUGGACGCCCUACGCCUACUACAGCGGCUCGUGCGAGAAGACCUACGGCAAGCCAGGCCGCGGUUUCAUCCGCACCGGCGAGGACGAGCGGCGGGCGCUCUGCACCGACGACUUCAGCGACAUCUCGCCGCUGACGGGCGGCAACGUGGCCUUCUCUACGCUGGAGGGCCGGCCCAGCGCGUACAACUUUGACAAAAGUCCCGUCUUGCAGGACUGGGUGACGGCCACCGACAUCCGGGUGACCUUGAACCGCCUCAACACCUUCGGCGACGAAGUCUUCAACGACCCCAAAGUGCUCAAGUCCUACUACUACGCCAUCUCCGACUUUGCCGUGGGCGGAAGGUGCAAGUGCAACGGCCAUGCCAGCGAGUGCCUGAAGGACGCCGGAGGUCGCCUGGUGUGCAACUGCAAGCACAACACGGAGGGAGCCGACUGUCAGCUCUGCAAAGCCUUCUACAACGACCGUCCGUGGAGGCGGGCCACCGCUGACAACGCCAACGAGUGUCUGCCGUGCGAGUGCAGCGGAAAGAGUUCCGAGUGCUACUUUGACGCCGAGCUGUACCGAGCCACGGGCCAUGGGGGGCACUGCAAGAACUGCGCUGACAACACGGACGGGCCCAGGUGCGAGCGCUGCCUAGAGCGCCAUUACAGGGUCCCAGAUGAGCGCCGCCGCUGCCUGCCCUGCGCCUGCAACUCUGUGGGUUCCGAGUCACCCCAGUGUGAUGAGCGGGGCGCGUGCGCGUGCAAACCGGGAGUGACGGGGGAAAAGUGCGACCGCUGCCAGCCCGGCUUCCACAGUCUCACCGAGGCUGGAUGCAGGCCGUGUUCGUGCUCGCCUUCAGGAAGCACUCAGGAAUGUGACGUCGGCACGGGCCAAUGUCGCUGCAAGGAAAACGUGGAGGGCUUUGCCUGCGACAGGUGCAAGCCAGGCUUCUUCAACAUGGACGCCAACAACGCCGAAGGCUGCACUCCGUGUUUCUGCUUCCUUCACUCGUCCGUGUGCGAGAGCGCGCCCGGCUUCAGCGUCCACACGCUCAGCUCCAACUUUGAACAAGACGAGGAAGAGUGGACGGGCCGGCGGCACGAUGCGUCGGACGUGCCAGUGCGAUGGUCGGCCGACAGUCGGGACAUCUCGCUUCUCUCGCAGGACUACUUCCCCAUGUACUUUGUGGCUCCAGACAAGUUCUUGGGGGACCAGCUGCUGAGCUUCGGUCAGAACUUGAGUCUGAGUUUCCGCGUGGAUCGUCGCGACAGCCGGCUGUCAGCCGAGGACCUGGUCCUGGAGGGCGCCGGCCUUCGGGUGGCUGUGCCCCUCAUCGCCCAGGGCAACGCCUAUCCCGCCGAUGAGAAGCAACGCUACGUCUUCAGACUCCACAACAGCGCCGACUACCCUUGGAGGCCGGCCAUCAGCCACUCGGACUUCCAGAAACUUCUCCACAACCUGACGGCCAUCAAGAUUCGCGGCACCUACAGCGAGAAGAGUGCCGGUUAUUUGGACGACGUGUCCUUGAUGACGGCCCGGCGCGGCCCGGGCAUCCCGGCCCGCUGGGUGGAGCAAUGCACGUGCCCCCGCGGCUACGAGGGCCGGCGCUGCGAGCACUGCACGGCCGGCUACCGCCGCGCCCGCCCGCAACUGGGAGCCUUCAGCGCCUGCGAGGCUUGCGACUGCAACGGCCACAGCGACUCCUGCGACCCGAGCACAGGCGCAUGUGACUGUCAGCAUAACACUGGGGGCAUGAGUUGUGAGCGCUGCCGGGACGGUUUCUACGGCGACGCCACUAGGGGGACGUCCUCGGACUGCCAGCCUUGCCCGUGUCCCGCCGGCGCCACCUGCGCCCUGGUCCCUAAGAGUGGAGAGGUGGUCUGCACCAACUGUCCCGCCGGCACCACAGGCAAGCGGUGCGAGCUGUGCGACGACGGUUUCUUCGGGGACCCCCUGGGCGAGAGCGGUCCGAUACGCGCCUGCCGCGCCUGCAAGUGCAGUGACAACAUCGACCCCAAUGCCGUCGGCAACUGCAACCGCGAGACGGGCCAGUGCGUCAAGUGCAUCUACAACACGGACGGCUUCUUUUGUGACCGCUGCAAGGACGGUUUCUACGGCAACGCCCUGGCCGCCGACCCUGCCGACAAGUGCAAAGCGUGCGCGUGUUCCAAGUUGGGCACGGAGGGUGGCCAAACAAGCUGCUCGGCGGUGACGGGCCAGUGCCCCUGCUUGCCCAACGUUGCGGGGCGAGACUGCGGCGCCUGCCGGCCAGGAUUUUUCAACCUGCGCAGCCAAACCGGUUGCGAGCGGUGCAACUGCGACGCCAUCGGCUCCGCAAACGGCCAGUGCGACAUCGUCAGCGGCCAGUGCGAAUGCCAGCCCGGCGUCACGGGGCCCCGCUGCGAGGGCUGCGAGGUCAACUUUUUCGGCUUCGGCUCGUCCGGAUGCAAACCCUGCGACUGCCACCCCGAGGGCGCCCAGUCAGGCCAGUGCCGGGAGGACGGACGCUGCCUCUGCCGGCCCGGCUUUGUAGGCGCCCGCUGCGACAUGUGCGAGGAGAACUACUUCUACAACCGCUCGGCGCCUGGAUGCCAGCAGUGUCCCUCUUGCUACAGUCUCGUCAGGGACAAGGUGAACCAGCAGCGUCAGAAGAUCCACGAGCUCCAGACGCUCAUCGACAACCUGGCGUCCGGUCAGGAGACGGUCAGCGACAAAGCCUUCGAAGACCGCCUCAAGGAGGCAGAGCGCGCCGUCCUCAACCUCCUAGACGAGGCGCGCUCCAGCAAGGAUGUGGACAGCGGCCUGCUGGAGCGUCUGAAUGCCAUCAAUGGCUCGCUCACCACGCAGUGGAACCGUCUGCAGAACGUCCGCGUUACGGUGGAGCAGACGGGCGGGCAGGCCGACCGCGCCCGCAACCAAGUGCGCCAGACCGAGAACCUCAUCGACCGCGCCCGGCGGGAGCUGGACAAGGCCAAGGACGCCAUCGGCAAAGUGGACAUUAAAUCUCCAAGCGGUGACGGUGAUCCCAACAACAUGACGUUGCUAGCCGAGGAAGCUCGCAAACUGGCCGACAAGCACAAGAUGGACGCCGACCAGAUCCAGAAGAUCGCCAAUGACGCCAACGACACUUCCACCAAAGCCUACAACCUACUCCUCAAGACACUGGACGGAGAAGGAAAGACGGCGCAACAGAUAGAUGAGCUCAACAGGAAAUACAAAGAGGCGCUGGAGCUGGCCAAGAGUUUGGAGAAGCAGGCCAACAAAGUCCAAGCGGAGGCGGAGGAGGCCGGAAACCACGCCGUCGAGAUCUUCGCCAACCUCACCAGCCUGCCGCCGUUGCAUACGCAUGCCCUGGAGGAGGAGGCCAACAAGAUCAAGAAGGAGGCUUCCGACUUGGACGCCCUGAUCGACAAGGCAGAGAAGGAGUACAAUGAGCUGAGGAAUGACCUGGCGCCCAAAGAGUUUGAAGUUCAGAAACUGCUGGAGAAAGGUCGCAGCGAGCAGCAGACGGCCGACCAGCUCCUGGCCCGCGCCGACGCCGCCAAGGCGACAGCCGUGGAGGCGGCCAAGAAGGCCCAGUCAACCUUCCGCGAGGCUGAGAACAUCCUGGACGACCUGCGAGACUUCGACCGCCGCGUCAACGACAACAAGACGGCGGCGGAGGAAGCGCUGAAGAGGAUCCCGUCCAUCAACGCCACUGUGGUGGCCGCUAAUGCCAAAACCCGGCAGGCCGAGGCGGCACUAGGAAACGCUGAUGCUAAUGCCAGGGAGGCCAAGAGUAAGGCCGAGGAGGCCGAGCGCAUCGCCGCCAACGUGCAGAAGGGCUCAGCCAAGACCAAGGAGGACGCCGAGAAGGCCUUGCAGGACGCCGACAAGCUGGAAGGCGACACGGACGCCCUGAUGGAUGAGCUGAGCGCCGCCGAGGAGCAGCUGAGCAAAAAGAAGGCCGAGGCCGACCAGGAUGCCGCUGUGGCUGCCAUGGCUUCGGCUAACGCCAAGGAAGCCGAAGACAACGCCCGCAAAGCCAAAAGUGCCGUCAAGACGGUCCUCAGCACCAUCGCCGCCCUGCUGGAGCAACUCGGCAACAUCGACAAAGUGGACCUGGGCAAACUGACGCAAAUCGAUGAGUCGCUCCGGCGCGCCAAGGACAAGAUGGCCGCUAGCGAGCUGGACAGCAAGUUGAGGAAGCUCAGCGACGUGGCACGCACACAGGAGGCCAUGAUCGGCGACUACGACCAGCAGAUCAGAGAGAUCCGCGCCGAUAUAGCCAACCUCAACGACAUCAAGAACACGCUGCCCGACGGCUGCUUCAACACGCCGUCCCUGGAGAAGGCCUAAAGGCCCGACGCCGCGAGACGCCGCAAACGCCUUACCAAAACUCCACUUUGAUUGUUUUUGUCUUUUUUUGAACUGUGCGUAAGCGCAAAGCACCAGAGACCAUCAGCACGAACCCCACGAGACUGCACGCCCGCCGCCACUGCAACAGGAAGUCCCUCCAAGUGCCAGUUUCCUGGGCGGGCGCACCACCGCGCCCCACCACAUGAGGGAAGGGCUCAUCGGCAUUGAUGCUCCACCUCCCGACGUUUGAUUCUCUGAUGUGACAUCAUCGCCACCAAAAUCACACCACAUCCUGAGGGAUCCCGCAGAGGUCUGUCUCAAGACACUACGGCAAAUACAUUUUCCAACCACUUGCCGUUUGAGCGUUUAUUGCAUGUCCUCCAUAUCCAGCUCGAGCUCCGUGCCAGACUUUUUCAGAUUUGUCGAGGCCCGUUGCUCUGCUUGGCCGGAUUUACGACGAUUCGUUUUAAAAAAAGAAAUACUCAAUGAAAUCACUUCUUUUUGGUCCAUCAAUGCAAUUAAUUGCAGUCACAACAUUUGACUCUUCCAAUACUUUGUGUGUGUCUCUCACUCUCUCUCUCUCUCUUGCUCUCUCGCAUACCAGAGCCAUAAGCUGGAUAUGGAAGAAAUACGACUACAGUAAUCCUUAUCUAUAAGUCGUUUUUUUUUUUUUUUUAAUAAGAUUAACUGGGCAAAAACCACUGAUGUCUAUCUCUUGUUUGAAAAACAGGACACGAUUUUAAAGUGACUACAGUGCCGAAAUAUUAACGCGACGAAACGCAGGAAGUCCCUCCUACUAGUAGUUUUCCGUGCACAAGCCUCCGUUACCUUUGUGGCUGACUGUGUAACAUUUGUUCUACUGGCGCGUGACGUCCCUCCCUGCUGGCCUCCAUCACUAGCAACUGAGCUGGCGCUAUGCGGCAGCUAAACGCUUUUCCAGUCAGUUGCGCCUGGCACUCCAGCGACCGACGGGUGCAGCCUCGUCGGUCCCGCCAGCGCUCAUCCUGUUCACGUGGUGACGUUGCCCGGACUCUAUGCAACUUUUGUACAUUCGCUCUGAUACACUGGUGCUAAAAAUACGUCGUGCGUAUGCGUGAAUGUUUUUUUUCCGAUGUUCACUUUUUUGUUUAAUAGCGGCACGCGUGCUUGUCAACGUCGCCAUUUUUUUCCUUAAUGUUCUUUAUCUCGUCACGCGACUGAAGUGAAGACGUAGUUAAUCUGUGAUUUGUAACGACUUUGUGCCUUAUUAUGAACUUUGUGUGUGUAAUCCAAACAAGAACACUAUGACCUUUGACCUCCAUCCAUCCAUCCACAUAUAGACAUGUAAGCACGCGUGUGUAAUAAUAAACAGUAUUGUUAAAUUA
Messenger RNA from Syngnathus typhle (broad-nosed pipefish), 6430 nucleotides. RefSeq names its product laminin, gamma 1 (gene lamc1). The transcript has 28 exons. Bases 255 to 5066 code for a protein of 1603 amino acids. The record is from RefSeq and is a predicted model, not a curated record. NCBI's taxonomy places the organism in Eukaryota, Metazoa, Chordata, Actinopteri, Syngnathiformes, Syngnathidae. Gene Ontology annotation, molecular function: extracellular matrix structural constituent; zinc ion binding.